CAGAAGGAGAGAAGCGAUUGGGAUAGGGAUUUACAGCUUUGGGAAACAAGAAAGAAAAAAUAAUCCACAGAAACUGAAAUUUCUGUUCUAAAUUUCUAACCUAUACUCACUGCUGACUUUAUGCUGACUCCUUUUCCAGUGUAUUAAAGAAAGAGGAUUAGAUGAUGGGAGACUUGAAUCUGAGGUCUGAGUGAGUCAGCAGGACAUACUCGUUACCGUUCAACAUCUGAUCUGUCAGCGGGAAAAGAUUUCUAACAUCAUUGUGACUGGAAAAACACAGAUCAGAGUGAGAAUGUUCCAGUGAACUUAUUGCAGGAAAAGCAUUUACCAGUUACGCAGCCUGAAAGCGAAAUCACUGGAUUUGUAGCUGAGAAACUGGUGUGUGGACAAGCUUUCAACUGAUCAUCCAACCUGGAGAGACACCAGGACACCCAUAGCAUGGAGAAACCUUGGAAAUGUGCCGACUGUGGAAAGGGAUUCAUUUCCCCAUCAAAGCUGGAAACACAUCGCCGCAGUCAUACUGGGGAGAGGCCGUUCACCUGCUCCGUGUGUGGGAAGGGAUUCACUGAUUCAUCCAACCUGCUGACACACCAGCGAGUGCAUGCUGAGGAGAGGCCUUUCAGCUGCACUUACUGUGGAAAGAGGUUCAGGCACUCAGGCGCACUCACUGUACACCAGCGAGUUCACACUGGGGAGAGACCAUUUGCCUGCUCUGUGUGUGGGAAGGCAUUUAGUCAGUCAACCACCUUACUGAGACACCAGCAAAUCCACACUGAGGAGAAGCCAUUCAGCUGCACGGACUGUGGAAAGAGGUUCACUCGUUCAGGCACCCUUGUUAUGCACCAGCGAGUUCACACCGGAGAGAGACCAUUCACGUGCUCUGUAUGUGGGAAGGGAUUCACUCAGUCAAGCCACCUGCUGACACACCAGCGACUUCACACUGGGGAGAAACCAUUUCCCUGCUCUGUGUGUGGGAAGGGAUUCGCUCAGCAAUCCCACUUGCUAACACACCAGCGGGUUCACACUGGGGAGAGCCAAUCCAUCUGCUCAGUGUGUGGGAAGGGAUUUACUCUGCCAUCCCAGCUAGUGACACACCAGCGAGUUCACACUGGGGAGAGGCCAUUCACUUGCUCUGUGUGUGGGAAGGGAUUCAUUAGUUCAGCUACGUUGCUGCGACACCAGCAAGGUCACACCGAGGAGAGGCCUUUCAGUUGUGCUGACUGUGGCAAGAGGUUCAAGCAGUCCGACUACCUCAUUGUCCACCAGCGAAUUCAUACUGGGGAGAAACCAUUCACCUGCUCUCAGUGCGGAAAGAGAUUCAUCGAUUCAUCCCGACUGCGGAGACACCAACGAGUUCAUGAGCGACUGCAAGGAUAUGGUUCUGUUAUUACUCACAUUCAGGACACCAUGGAAGGAAAAAGCACUGUUCACAGUCAAGAGAAUCUGUACACCUGUUCUGUGUGUGGGCGAGGCUUCAGCCAAUCAUCUGGCCUGGUGAGACAUAGAUGCAGUCACAACAGAGAGAAACCUUGGAAAUGUGAAAACUGUGGGAAGGGAUUCAAUUACCCGUCUGACCUAGAAACUCAUUGGCGCAGCCAUACGGGAGAAAGGCCAUUCACCUGCCCCAGGUGUGGGCAGGGAUUCACUCGGUCAUAUACCCUGCUGACACACCAGCGAGUUCACACUGGGGAGAAACCGUUCAUCUGUACUGAAUGUGGGAAGGAGUUCACCGAGUCAUCUCGGCUGCGGAGACACCAGCGAGUUCAUACUGGGGAGAGACCUUUCACCUGCACUGAAUGCGGGAAGGGUUUCACGGAGUCAUCCCACCUGCUGAGGCAUCAGCGAGUUCACACUGGGGAGAGGCCGUUCGCCUGCUCUGAGUGCGGGAAGGAUUUUACUCGAUCAUACAUCCUGUUGAGACACCAGCGAGUUCACACUGGGGAGAGGCCAUUCAUCUGCACUGUGUGCGGGAAAGGAUUCAGUCAAGCAUCCAACCUGCUGACACACCAACGCGUUCACCAGUAAAUACAAUCUCUCUGAAUAAAGAGCUGUCUCUCCAUGA
This is a messenger RNA of Chiloscyllium plagiosum (whitespotted bambooshark), 2062 nucleotides long. The record is from RefSeq and is a predicted model, not a curated record. NCBI's taxonomy places the organism in Eukaryota, Metazoa, Chordata, Chondrichthyes, Orectolobiformes, Hemiscylliidae.